This is a messenger RNA of Dunckerocampus dactyliophorus (ringed pipefish), 2611 nucleotides long. RefSeq lists its product as uncharacterized. The transcript has a single exon. The record is from RefSeq and is a predicted model, not a curated record. The coding region runs from base 1 to 2610 and encodes 869 amino acids. Lineage: Eukaryota; Metazoa; Chordata; Actinopteri; Syngnathiformes; Syngnathidae.
AUGAAGAUGGAGGUGCCCGCACUGCGAGAGGUGACCAAUCUCCUGCAAAUAUCAGAUGGAUUGGAUGAUUCGGAGAUCGAGGGCAAGGAAAUGUGGUUCCCUGACAUGGAGUUUGACCUGGAUGAUGAGGAGGAUGAGGAUCAUUUCAUCACCACGCAUGAGAUUCUGCUCUCCGAGUCGUCUGACGGCGCUUCCGAGGCAUCCUGGCUGGACGCGGACAUCGAGGACGCCCACCAGGUGUUCUCUUUUGUCCAUUUCCAGGGUGCCGUUGUGAGGAAGGAGGCGGUCAGCAGCUGUGAAAGUGAUCCUCAAGGCUCAGCCCAGGUUCACCUGUCAAUCAAAAGCACUUCCAGAGGCGCUAUAAAUGACCGAGAAAAUCACCCUGCCAAAGGCGCCGGAGAUCCCCCGGUGGUGGGGGCGCGUGAUAGGGUGAAGGGCAUCAUUCCGGCAGGGAAGGAAAGCGGAGAGUAUUCCAGUUGCGCUUCUAGCGAGCUGGACGACGCCGAUAAGGAGGUAAGGAGCCUGACGGCGAAAGCGUUCAAGAGCCUGGCGUACCCAUACCUGGAAGCGAUCAGCUUCAGCACCUCAAGCGAGGAGUCCAACAGGUGGAUCGUGAGCCAGCCGCCCGAUGGGGACCGGAAAAUCAUGGGUAAUUUGGGUCAAGGCGGGGUGAUCCGGCUUAGGGAGACUCUGAAUUUCCGCUGCAACGUCAACUCCGGGAUGUCUAACUUUGCACCAGGAGGAGAGGCGGCAGGAUCAUCUUCUGCAGAUGAGGUUACUGGCUCGCAGGGCGGCAGUGGCAAGGAGGGGCAGAGGGCCACUGUGAAAUCCCAAAGCAUGGAGGGAACCCACAAGAAAGCGGUCUUUGCAUCCAGUUUGAUUCAAAACGUGCUUUCCAAGAAGAUACAGUUCGAGCGGGAACGACGGAUGGAAAGGGGGGAGGUGAGGGAGCCCAAACGCCAGGGAGCCCCCAAGCUGGAUGGCACCGCUGCUGCUGCGGAGGAAGCAUCGAAGGGUGCAGCUUUGCUCCGCAGCCAAAAUAGCGCCUUCCGAUGCUGGAGGAAUGAAGAGAUUGAGUUACAAGAGAAUCGUAAAGUCCCAGAGGGGGCGCCAACGACACCCACGCCACCCCCUCCUGCUCCUGCUCCAGAUCAGGACUCGGAGAGCAAGAUGAUAAAAAUGUCCCAUUUGUUUGUGCCAAACAUCCAAAGUGUGGCAAGAGAGAAAUCUCCAGAAAUUAAAAUCAACCUCCAGGGACGGGGACCUGUUUUCACGUCCAAGGGUGAGUCCACCUCGGAUAAAGUUCCGCAUUUUAUGGUCCGUGACAUCCGAGAUAACAAAGGGAAACUACAGACGCCCAUACACCAAGUGCGGGAUGUACGCAAGUUGGUUAAAAGCUCCUAUCAUUUCGUCUCGGUGGAUGAUAAAUCCACUUCAGCCACAACCAACCCUGUAUCUGGGUCUCCAGUGUCUCCAAUGGUGAUCAAAUGCCAGUCGGUCAACACAAAUGACAGCAAAUCCUCCCCAGAGGGGGGCGCAAAAAAGCCGGCUGUAAACAACGGCCAGGAGGAGAUGACUUUCCGAAUAGAGAAGAAGAAGCCAGAAUUGAAAAAGUCCAACCAGGUGGCACUGGAGAAGCUCCAAGCGGCGGUGAAGACUAUGGAGCAGCUUUACGUUUUUGACAAUAACGAGUGGAAACGCAAGGGCGAGCCACCUUCCCUGCCACAGCCGCUAACGGAAAGCCAUGUUCUUUCGUUGCUAGCUAACGAGGAGGAAACGAGACGGGAUUCGGACUCUGAUGCCCGACCCAAGUCGCCAACUCCUGCGGGCAGUUCUUCAAGCCUCAGGGCGGCGCCUGCUACUGUUGCCCCCACUGCUAAACUUUUCACCCCCAAGUUAGCCGCGUCCGAUAACUACCUAACCAUUCCACUCAAGCCCCGACAAGCCUCAACCGGACCAGAGCCGCCCUCGAGGAUGCCGACGAUGAGGCCGCCCUCACCUGAUGUCCCGUCCGCGGCCGUUUAUCCCUCAAUGUUAGCAAAUCAGGUGUACUGUUUCUCCCCAGCACCCACCCUAGACCCUUUUCCACCCACCCAGAGGAAGAUGCUCCUGGAUCCUACCAGUGGGAGCUACUACCUAGUUGACACCCCCAUCCAACCCCCAACAAGGCGUCUCUUAGACCCCGAAACAGGCCAAUACGUGGAUGUACCCUUACCCCAACCUCCAAUGACCCCUAUGCCCAUCUCCCCCUUGGCCAUUGGCUCUGGGGCGGCGUAUGGGCCCACCUACAUGAUUUACCCCGGUUUCAUGACAUCACCCCCCUUGAUUCCGACCCGGACGCUAGUGCAGAUGCCGCAGAUGCUGGUGCAGGCCGAGGCAGAGAAAGUGGUGCCCCAGCCCCAGCAAUCCGAGGGCAUGUACAUGGAGACCCCCUUCUACAUGAGCACCGCAAAGGCACCCCAACCCCCUUCAGAGGCUCCCCAUUUUGUUGGCGUCAACAGAACGCAGCAGCAUCCGCUCAUUAGCAUCACGUCGCAGCAGGGGCCGAGGAUUAUUGCACCGCCCUCUUUCGAUGGGACCACCAUGAGCUUUGUGGUGGAGCACAGGUGAA